This is a messenger RNA of Sarcophilus harrisii (Tasmanian devil), 3457 nucleotides long. RefSeq names its product G protein-coupled receptor class C group 5 member B (gene GPRC5B). Gene Ontology annotation, molecular function: G protein-coupled receptor activity; protein kinase activator activity; protein kinase binding. Bases 381 to 1544 code for a protein of 387 amino acids. Gene Ontology annotation, cellular component: intracellular membrane-bounded organelle; plasma membrane; extracellular exosome. Gene Ontology annotation, biological process: G protein-coupled receptor signaling pathway. The record is from RefSeq and is a predicted model, not a curated record. Lineage: Eukaryota; Metazoa; Chordata; Mammalia; Dasyuromorphia; Dasyuridae. The transcript has 5 exons.
CUGGAUACAGGCAGGCGACAGGGCUGACGGCGAAAUCCGGGACCGCUGCUGGAACGGGGCUGGAGCCGCAGUCAGAGCCAGAACCUAAGCGGUCCGGAGACGUCGCCAGCAGCGGCCACAGGGCGCAGGGGGGCCGUGCGCGGCAAUGCAGUGAGGGCAUCUGGGGGAGCUGGAGCCGGGACUAGGGGUUGGGGGGGAGGGCAGGGGAAGGGGAGACCGCUCUGCAGAAAUGUGACUUCAGUGGCGACUGCUGGAGAAGCGGGAGAAUCCGUCCGGCUGUGGGGCCGCCGGGGCGGUGUAUAUGUUUAAAUCAGGAUGGUUAAAGCAGCUUCAUCUCAGUUCCGGUGUCCAGGAGUUUAGGUCAUACCAAAGAGAGAAAAAUGAGAACCCACCUGGUCCUCUCAUUUCUCCUCUUCUUUGUGAUCGGCUAUGGCUCCUCAGAGAACGCCAGCACCUCUCGAGGUUGUGGGCUUGACCUCCUCCCUCAGUACGUGUCCCUGUGCGACCUGGAUGCCAUUUGGGGAAUCGUGGUGGAGGCAGUGGCAGGGGCUGGGGCCCUGAUCACACUGCUGUUGAUACUGAUCCUCUUGGUGAGGUUGCCAUUCAUCAAGGACAAAGAGAAGAAGGGGCCCCUGGGCCUAAACUUCCUGUUCCUUCUGGGGACCCUUGGGUUGUUUGGACUGACUUUCGCAUUCAUUAUCCGAGAGGAUGAGACCAUAUGCUCAGCGAGGAGGUUCUUGUGGGGAGUGCUCUUUGCCCUGUGCUUCUCAUGCUUGCUCAGCCAGGCGUGGCGAGUCCGGAGGCUGGUUCGCCAUGGGAAAAGCCCCUCGGGCUGGCAUCUCGCCGGUAUGGCCAUAUGCCUGAUGCUGGUCCAGGUCAUUAUUGCCACAGAGUGGCUGGUCUUGAACGUGGUCCGGGAUAAAAAGCUAGCCUGCAGCUAUGAACCCAUGGAUUUUGCAUUGGCCUUAAUUUAUGACAUGGUUCUGCUGGUGGUGACCCUGGGGUUGUCCCUCUUCACUCUCUGUGGGAAAUUUAAGAAAUGGAAGAAGAAUGGGAUUUGCCUCAUCCUUACCACCUUCCUCUCCAUCCUGAUCUGGGUGGCCUGGAUGACCAUGUACCUUUUUGGCAAUGCAGAACUAAGGAAAGGGGACGUGUGGAGUGACCCCACCCUGGCCAUCGCCCUGGUGUCCAGCGGCUGGGUGUUCGUCAUCUUCCACGCUAUUCCUGAAGUGCACUGCUCCAUCCUCCCAUCACAGCAAGAGAAUACACCCAACUACUUUGACACGUCACAGCCCAGGAUGCGGGAGACGGCAUUUGAAGAAGAUGUUCAGCUUCCCCGGAGCUACAUGGAAAACAAAGCUUUUUCAAUGGAUGAACAUAAUGCAGCUCUACGAACUGCAGGAUUUCGAAAUGGUAGUCUGGCAAACCGACCCAGUGCUCCAUUUAGAAGCAAUGUUUAUCAGCCCACUGAGAUGGCAGUUGUGCUAAAUGGUGGGACUAUCCCAACUGCUCCGCCAAGUUACACUGGAAGACACCUCUGGUGAAAGGCUUUUACAAAGUUCCAGAGAAUAAGAAUCUCUAUUACAGAUUUUAUUCCCUGGCUGAGUCUUUCUGGGGGAGAAAUCAAUAACAGUGGUGGAACAAAGUCACCCACUCAUCCUGGAGCUUUCAGAAUCCCAGAUAAUGGGGUUUCAUGUAAAUGUGAACACUGGUAAACUGAUAAGCUAACCACCCACAAAAUACCAAACCAACCAAUAAUUUUGCAAACUAAAGCAAAGCUAAUUUCUUGUAGAAUUAGGCUCACUCUUAAACUGCAACUGGGGAGACUGCAUCCACCAAAUGUAGAAGAGCCAAAGUCACAGUAACUGCUGAGCAGGCCUGAUUUGUUUUGAGUGCAGGUUUCCUUGUAGGGCCUCUCCCAAUGGCAAGUAUUGGAUCCAGGCUGCCUCCCUCAUGAGGUUGAUACUUGGGGCUUUCCCAUUUGAUUGCUAGUUGGUUUAUGUGUUGCCGGGGAUCAAGAGAAUAAUUUGGUUAUCGGUUUGGUGAGCGUGUAUUUGCAGAUGUACUUAGAUUAAUAGGGUGAGGGUGGGGUCCCUGGUUAACACUGAGAGAAGCAUUGUAUUACCGUGAAAAUGCAAGAAACACUAUUUUAGUGAAGGCUUCCCCUGACAUUCUGAAGAAAUGGUCUCUGGUUGUUUGUUUGUGGACCACAUUUAACAUGGUGGUGGACUGGUGGUCAUUUUUUUUUAUGCCCCAUACCUGUGAUAUUUCAAUUAGGACAGGCCCCAAAGUGAAGCCCGAAGUAGACAUGACCUGUGUCAUGUGGCACCAGAAUGAAGUUCUCAGUGAUAACAAGCUUCUCUCCUCCCAUCCCACAACCCCAGAAGCUGUCCUGAGAAUCUGGUAGUGUAAGCAUUUUUCUGAUUUAUCUAUAUUUUGUUUCCAAAUGUGCUGAUGGGGCCAGCAGCUCAGAAAGCCAGAGGGAUGAGCUGUAACAGGUUUGCCACUGACCUAUGUGCUGUGUGGCCUUUUCAAUCCUUUAAGAUCAGUAUCAAGGUUCCUACUGCUUAGUAAUCAAGGAACUUGUGUUCCUUAUAUUAAGGGAGUGGGAUCUCCAAGACAAGGAACAUUUUCGUUUGUGGAUUUUUGUUUGUUUGUUUUUUUGGGUGUUGGAGUAGAGAAGAAAAGUUUGUUAGAUGUUUUUUAUCUUGGUUAACUGCAAGUUCUCUGAAAGUGGUUAUUUUAAAACCCAUUACUUCUGCCAUAGUUUCCAUCUGUCUUCAGCAAAUCAUCCUGUUUGUUAUUAUUUAACAUUUAUUUAGUGCAUAUCCAACAUUAAAAACAUUGUGGUCUCAUUGUUUUAACUAACAUGAUCUGCAGCUUUCUUAAAUGCCUAAAGCAAGAUUUUAACCUGACAGUAUUGGAUAUAUAAAUGAUGGGUUCUUUUGCUAUGUAGCAUAAGCUAUAAGAAAUCCAUUCUGUUUUCUAGCCCUUUUUAAAAUAAGAAAAAAAAAAAAAAAAAGGUAAGCCACAAAAAAACAUAUAAAAAGUCAAUGGUUGGGGGAAAAAAUGGUCACUGACUUUAUAAAUUUAAUACAUCUAUGCUAAAUAAUUAUAACAAAACCUCAAUAUUUUUUCCUAUAUCUAAUUUUGGUUGUGCCCUACAAGCCUUUCACCCUUUGCAUAGCCCUGGGGGAAAUGAGAUUGAUAUUGCCAUUCUUGCCGUGAUCAGCUUGCAAGUUACUUUUUCCCCUCUGCAAGUUCAUUUCCCUUUUUGCCAUGCAUGUGAAAAGAAAGCAUGGCAUGAGAGUGCCUGCCCCCAUCAUAUCUCAUUUCCAAUAUCAGCCCUGGGAGCAUGCGCCUGCUUUUAGACAACCAGACACCUGACUUUAGCCUUUAGUGUGUGUUUGGGAAGGUGAUUAUUAGAUGGUUUGGAAAUUUAAGUAUUUGGGGGAGG